Molecule: messenger RNA, 3116 nt
Organism: Spinacia oleracea (spinach)
Lineage: Eukaryota; Viridiplantae; Streptophyta; Magnoliopsida; Caryophyllales; Amaranthaceae
Exons: 7
Coding region: 725-3001 (758 amino acids)
Source: RefSeq, a predicted model, not a curated record
GCCUGUGAUGGAAAACAAUUCCCAUAACUCCGGUCAAAUGCGGAAAAACUUUUCCAUUUUUCUCUUUACCUCCCUUUUCCUUCUUUUCAUCAAUAUUCUCUCAUCUUCUUCCGUUUUUCUUUUUCUAUUAAUUUUCUUGUAAAGAGUCAAACAAACAAAAACUAGUUUGAAAUUUUAUUUUUCCUUGGAAAAUCAUUUUUCACUGAAAAUGUUUUAGGUCAAAUCAAACGGCGCCUUAAAUAUUGUUUAGGCUAGUAAAAAAAAUAUCAUGGAAAGUGAUAUCCUUUUUAAAAUCAUUUUAUGUUGUUUAUUUUGGCAACGGAUAGAAAAAUAAUUGUACAUAACUUCCUCAAAUGUGAAAGAAGAAGAAUUUUUAUCCUAACCUUAUCUAAUUCGACUAACACAAAAUCUUGUUUAAAAUGGGUGUACAAUAAAUUAUUGUACACCAAGGCCAUAUUAGGCAACUCAAAAUAAUUGGCACGUGUGAAGUGAAACAAGUGAAACGCGAAGUUGAUCAUCUUCCCAGUUCUCUCUUUUCUCUCUCCUCUCUCCCUCUUCUGCGAUUUCUGCUGCGAUUUCAGGUGCGAUUUCUUCGCGAUUUCAACUGCAAUUUCUCUCUUCUGCAUCUCAACCGCAACUUCUUGCGAUUUCUUCUGCAAUUUCUUCGCGAUUUUGCUACAUUUACCUCGACAGUUCAUCCAGUGAUUUUUGACAUCAUUGAAUCAUGCCGAGAAGUAAAACUGUUAAUGUGAAGGAGAUUUUACAAGAAGAUGAUGACAUUCAAUAUCCAGAUUCAGAAAAUAUUGAAUAUGAUGACGAUGAUGACGAUGUUGUUUAUGAAGAUGAUGAGGAUGUUAAUACUGAUGAGGACCAGGACGAGAACUGGGAACAGGAUGAGAACGGGGACGAGGACGAGGACGAGGAUGUUAAUGCUGGCUUGGUUAAACCGACAGGCAAAGGGAAGAAGAAGCCGGGAGUCAUGGUUAAGAGUGAGUUGGUUGAAAUAAAAACCAAAGGGAAGAAGGCAAGGAUUAAGGCUGAGGUUGAUGCUAAUGUUCCUGUUGAUGCUGAAAAUGAUGUCCAGAUCUUGGAUGGGGGUUGCAGUACUUCAAACUUGACUACCCAGUGUAGACCAACUGCUUUGUUAGCUGUCAUAGAAACAUUCAAUUCAAAUCAAAUUAAGUCUGUUUCAGAAAUUGGAUUCGGUUGGUUGUUAUCUUUACCUACGCAAACUUCUAAGUUAGAUACAACAUUAUUUCCCUGGUUGAUUGAUCAUUUUGAUCCUGUUAGUUGGUUGUUUAAAAUUGAAGCUGGAAAGGAAUUCAUAUUUAGUCCAUGUGAUGUGCAUGAUGUGUUUCUUCUCCCAUUACAUUCUGACAAUCCUAUUGUAGAUAGCAGCACUAGGACUAAGGAUGUAGGUUUGAAAAAUCAGUGGAGAGACUACUUUAAAGUUAAAAAAAAUGCAACCAUUCCAUUGCGUCUGUUGGAGAUUAAGAUGGGUGAAUUAGUGGAAGGUGGAGAAAUGUUCAAGCGAAUAUUUGUGAUGUUUGCAUUCUCUGUUUUCUUAGCUCCUAUAGCUAAUAGGACUGCUGAUUUGGGUUUAGUUAAAGUUCUUGAGGAUGUAGAUGAAAUAAAGAAUCUUGAUUGGUGUGGAUAUGUCCAUGAGAGACUUUGUCGGGCUAUUAGGAAGCAUAAAACUUCAGGCUGCCAGGGUAACGUUGGUGGUUGUUUAUGGGUUUUACAAGUUGUCUAUUUUCAUCGCCUUCAAUUUAGAGGCAUUGCAGAGAGUUGUAGUCUUCCGUUGAUGAAGCAUUGGUCUGGUACUAAAAUUCAUGAAAGGCUUGUUUUGGAAAAGGAUUCAGCUUGCUUUGGCAGUGGUUUAUUAAAUACAGUGACCUACCUUGUUUGUCAAAAGUUGGGUUUUGAAGAAGGUUUUGCCAAGAUUUGUGGUAGGCAUGAUGCUGUGAACGAUGAUGAGAACCAUAUACGGUUCGUCAUUCCUGAUGGGCAAUUGUCAAAUUCAGCAAUUCAAUCAAUUUCAACUGAUGAAAUUUUGGAACUUCUUUGGCAAGAUUCAACUAACGAGGCUGCUAUGGAUCAGCUUCUAAUUUGUUGGAAAGAGUGGAUUGAUAUUUACAACAAUGGCUUUGACAUCACCUGUGUUGAUCUGGUUUUUGUUCCUUUUUUUCGAGAACGCCACUUUUUCCUAUUUGUGUUGAAUUUGAAAACCAAAACGAUGCAACACGUGGACAAUCUUGUGUAUGAUGAAGCUCAAAUCAUUGAUUUGGAAAGUUUUUCAACAACUCUGUGUGAUCUCCUGGGUACUUUCCUUGAUGAUAGAGGCAAUAAUCAUGAAGGUGAUAUUGGAACGUACCCCAUGGAGGAGAUUGAGUUUGAUUGGAAGACUGCAAAAGGUUCUGACCUUGAUUGUGGAAUUUAUACAAUGAUUAGUAUGUUGACAUUUGAAGGAAUCAAAUGUAGCUGUCCUGAUUUAAAAGAGCCCCGUAAAAGGAUUGUUCUGCGUGCCGAAAUAUGUGCCACACUUGUGUUAUCUGACAUGAAUGACAAACGGGCAGAAGUUCUCAAUAAACUUGCUGAUUUCAAUUCCAAACGAGUAGAUGUCUAUCCACAUGUGGUAACCAGGAGGAAGCAAAUAUUGGCAAAUGAUAGGAAGUUGAAGAAAGAAGCUGCCAAAAAGGAGAAGGAAGUUGAAAAGAAAGCAGAGGAGAAUGCCAAUGAGAACAAGAAACCAGAGGGUAAAAUUGCACAGGAGAAUGCCAAUGAGAACGAGAAACCAGAGGGUAAUAUGGCAGAGAUGAAUAACAAUGUGGCAGAUGUGAAUGAUAAUGCGGCAGAGGGCAACAAACAACCGUUGAAGACUUUUACUUCAAGAAAACGUCUUAAAAGGAAUGUAGCAGAUGCAUCUGUCCCCGAAAAUGUAGGACCACCAGAGAAGAAGCAAGCUCCUACCAAACGGACGGCAAAGAAACCUGCAGCAUGAAAUUUUAAUAUUAGUUUUAAAGUUCAUCAAAACUUUAAGUACAAUAAUCUUAACUUUUACAUUUUCACAAAAAUAUUUCUCUAGAGUAUAAUGCCAUUUUUGUGUAUAUAUGGCA